Hevea brasiliensis (rubber tree) is the source of this 809-nucleotide messenger RNA. Its product is annotated as 40S ribosomal protein S19-3. Gene Ontology annotation, biological process: translation; ribosomal small subunit assembly. The record is from RefSeq and is a predicted model, not a curated record. The transcript is spliced from 4 exons. Gene Ontology annotation, molecular function: structural constituent of ribosome; RNA binding. The coding region runs from base 182 to 613 and encodes 143 amino acids. NCBI's taxonomy places the organism in Eukaryota, Viridiplantae, Streptophyta, Magnoliopsida, Malpighiales, Euphorbiaceae. Gene Ontology annotation, cellular component: ribosome; cytosolic small ribosomal subunit.
AAACUGUAACUGGGCUGGUCCGAAGGGAAGGAAACCCUAACCUAAUUGUUGCCGCACUAUAUAAAUACUGAUAACUCACAAAUCCAGAAACCCUAGCGAUUGACAGAGCCUAUCUUAUCCCUGAACUCUACAAUUAGCGCCUUCUGCUUGAACAAAGGAGGCCUCUUGCCGUGACUGAAAGAUGGCGACCGCUAAGACUGUCAAGGACGUAUCUCCCCACGAAUUCGUCAAGGCUUAUGCUGCACACCUCAAGCGAUCUGGCAAGAUUGAGUUGCCUCCCUGGACUGAUAUUGUGAAGACUGGUAGACUCAAGGAGCUUGCACCUUAUGACCCAGACUGGUACUAUGUUCGAGCUGCCUCCAUGGCUAGGAAGAUUUACUUGAGGGGAGGCCUUGGUGUGGGUGCCUUCCGAAGGAUUUAUGGUGGGAGCAAGAGAAAUGGAAGUCGUCCACCCCAUUUCUGCAAGAGUAGUGGUGCUAUUGCUCGUCACAUCCUUCAGCAAUUGCAGAAUAUGAAUAUUGUUGACAUCGACCCAAAGGGGGGAAGGAGAAUAACUUCAAGCGGUCAACGGGAUCUUGACCAAGUGGCUGGGCGAAUUGUGAUUGCCCCUUGAUCAAUCAAAUGUGGAGCUAUGCUAAGGAAGAGUAUUUAUUUUGUUAGUUUUAGCUUUCUGUUUUAGAGUGCUGAAGAGAUGUUGCUACAGAAUCAGAUAACAUGUGAUGAAAUUUUUUGGUUUCAGCUGUCGGUGUUUUUGAGAUAAACAUGGGUUCCCUCUCGUUUGCUUUUUAUUUAUGGCAUUUUUGGAUUUA